Messenger RNA from Nelumbo nucifera (sacred lotus), 819 nucleotides. Its product is annotated as non-specific lipid transfer protein GPI-anchored 15-like. Gene Ontology annotation, molecular function: lipid binding. The record is from RefSeq and is a predicted model, not a curated record. Gene Ontology annotation, biological process: lipid transport. Lineage: Eukaryota; Viridiplantae; Streptophyta; Magnoliopsida; Proteales; Nelumbonaceae.
CCUACUUCCACACAACCCAAUCAAUCAAUCUCUCUUCCCUCCCGUCUGGCCAUCUCCUUCGAUUAAAAAAAAAAAAAACAGUUUCUAAAUGGCACUAGCUAGAAGGAUGGAAGUUGCCCUGCUGGUAGCUGCCUUAGUUGCCAUGAUCUGGGCAGAAGCUGCGGCACAAUCCUCAAGUUGCACUAAUACGAUCAUUAGCAUGUCGCCGUGCCUGAACUACAUCACAGGCAACUCAUCAACCCCGUCUUCUUCCUGCUGCUCACAGCUUGCAAGUGUUGUCAAUUCACAGCCAGAGUGCCUAUGUCAAAUCCUUAAUGGAGGUGCUUCUUCACUAGGGAUACAAAUUGACCAAGCUCGGGCUUUGGCGCUCCCUAAAGCAUGCAAUGUCCAAACUCCAUCGGUUAGCCUCUGUAACGCUAUUUCACCGGCAGGAACGCCACCAGCAACUAAGGCCACACCAUCAGUACCAAGCACUCCUUCAGGAGGGGGAUCCAAGACUACAUCAACAAACAGCAAUACUUCAGAUGGAAGCUCUAAUAAAAUGACCUUUUCUCUCCUCUUCUUCCUUCUGACCAUUGCAUCAUACGCUUCCAACUUCACCGGCUUAUGAGUUCUCUUUAACUUAUCUGUGAACUUUUCUAUCAUCCUGAAUGUCCUGUAUUUUGGCAUGGUGUGAUCUUCUUUUUUUUCUUUUGGGUUGUGUGUUGGAGUAGUAUCCAUUUUUUGUUUGGAAUUGUUUCAGGGUUUUAUCAGUGAAGAGAAUUCUUGUAAUGUCUCCUUCCAAUAAAGAUGAUUCACUAUUCAUGGCUUACACAAAAA